ACAAUUUGAAUUAUUUUCUAGGUUCAUCCAAUCAUGGUUACAAUCGGUGAAGCUUACUCGCCGGUCGACGGGAUUGUUUACUCGACUAACGAUGUCAAGGUUAAAAUCGGAGACAGAAUCAUCGCUCCCGCUGGAGCCCUACAUCUCACGGAAAGUUCAUUAGUAUGGAGUUGCGAAGAGCGUGACAGUAGCAUUUCUAUCCCAUGGCCCCGUGUUGGUGUUCAGGCAGUCACAUCCAAUCCGGAAAAGUGUAUCUACCUUAUGCUGGAUAUCAAUCUCAUAUGGCCGGGAUUCUACGAGGGGCGAGCUCAAAACAAUGGCAAUGGUAUAGGCGAGGGAGAGGACGAGGAAGACGAACACGAUGAAGGCCACGAAUCGGACGGGUCCGAGAAUGAGAUGACGGAGAUGUGGCUGCAGCCAGCGACACCGCAAAUCGUCGAUGAAAUUUACAGUGCGAUGCGGGAAUGCCAGAGUUUGAAUCCGGAUCCCGGCGCGGUGAGUGAAGACGAAGACUACAUGGAAGCGGAAGAGGACGAACUGGGGGAAGUGGACGACAUGCGAAACUUACAGCUAGACGAUAAUCGUGAUUCUAAUUGCAGACGAGGAUAAAUUUGCCGAUGCAGAGGAAUAGGCUGCUUCAUUUCCGAUUGUGUAACACGUGGACAACGCAUCGCAUUUUAUUUAAGAACACACUGGAAAACAACCACGCUGCGGUCUGCCAGCGUAAAUUUAUUUUGUGUUAGGUUUAUGAAACUAUUCCAUGUAUCCACACGAAUCUGAGAAAUGUAAACACAAUUUGAAAAAUAAAGCCAUGAAUUGUAUCAAUUUUA
Ochlerotatus camptorhynchus is the source of this 830-nucleotide messenger RNA. It is a transcript of the gene icln, whose product is annotated as icln. The coding region runs from base 34 to 609 and encodes 191 amino acids. NCBI's taxonomy places the organism in Eukaryota, Metazoa, Arthropoda, Insecta, Diptera, Culicidae. Gene Ontology annotation, cellular component: pICln-Sm protein complex; spliceosomal complex; cytosol. The transcript is spliced from 4 exons. The record is from RefSeq and is a predicted model, not a curated record. Gene Ontology annotation, biological process: spliceosomal snRNP assembly; mRNA cis splicing, via spliceosome.